AUGGAUUCUAUGCUCAAAAAUGGAGUAAGAGUUAAAUCUGCUGCCGAGGUUGGCAAAAGAGCUGUCCAGUUUACAAGAGGUGACGAGAUUCAAAAAUGGGUUUUAAAUAAUAAGGAACUGGCCUAUUCUAAGUGUUCCACGUAUUUUGAGAAUGCGAAGCUGGAAGAUGAAGCAGACGUAGCAAAUUUUGUGGACACACUUAUCGAGAAUGGGUUCAUGUAUAGAGCUCAGUACCAGCCGCUUGAGGGAACCCUCGAGAAAUCGGAGUCAGGAUCAAACUUAAGCAUAAUUUACGCAGUCAAAAGACCAGUGUGGCCCAAGAGACUGAUAAAAACGCAAAAACAAAGAUUUGACACGCUCGGAUUCUAUAUCAUUUCCUACGAGGGAAGUCAGAAGUGGAAUUACCUGAAGCUGUCAGGGAUACUGUUUGGAGUAUUGGCGUGGCCGCUGUACCUGAAGUUGUCGAUGUGGUACAUAUCAGUGGUGUUGCUAACGUUUCUGAUUACGGCCAUCGUGCUGAGGCUGGUGCUGUUCCUGCUGGUGUGGUUCUGCGGGUACGACUUUUGGCUGUUCCCGAACCUGUUCGACGAGGACCUGGGCGUGGUGGACUCGUUCAAGCCGCUGUACUCGCUGGCGUAUAGAAGCGAUAACCUGAUGAUGAUAGCGUGCAGGAUACUAUGCGCAGUGUUGAUAGCAGUGUCCACGUAUCAGCUGGGGAAGACCCACGACAUAAGCGACAUAUAUACGUUCACGAAGCAGUCGUUCCUGGAUGUGCUGGAUUGGGGCCAUCAGAAGUUGAUAGCAGAGCCGGAAGAUACCUCGUUCUACAAAUCAAUUGGGGCAGACUUGAGUGCAGAAUUCACGGAAAAGGUGUCGGAAACAGCCGAAGAAGUUGACGAUGAUGACACAAAUGACCGCUGUGUAGACUAUAAUUGCCUGUUCAAAUGCGGAUUCAAAUCGUUGGAAGACUUGAUCACAAAUUGUAUGAAAAACUGCGACUGUAUGAGUAACCUUCUGGAAAACGAGUGUCUGAAGGACUGCCCUCAGGAAACCAUUAACUCGCUCACGGACGCUAAGCUGGACGUCUGUAAAAGAGCCAGAAGAUGA
This is a messenger RNA of Theileria orientalis strain Shintoku, 1107 nucleotides long. RefSeq names its product translocation protein. The transcript is spliced from 11 exons. Gene Ontology annotation, biological process: post-translational protein targeting to membrane, translocation. The record is from RefSeq and is a predicted model, not a curated record. Gene Ontology annotation, cellular component: endoplasmic reticulum membrane; endoplasmic reticulum. NCBI's taxonomy places the organism in Eukaryota, Apicomplexa, Aconoidasida, Piroplasmida, Theileriidae. The coding region runs from base 1 to 1107 and encodes 368 amino acids.